GAAGACGCCAUUUUUGUCACAUGUUCAGGUUUUCAUCUCACAUGACCUCUUGUUUGGCCCCGUGAUCAAGCUCUCGGUGUCUCCAGGCAAAUUCAAACCUUACAUUGGAUAGAAUAUCAUGGAAAUGUUAGAGCAAGCUCUUGAUGCAAGUCAAGACAAGAGCAGUGAUUCUGCCGACCAGGAUGAGCUGCGUCUGACAGCAUCAGUGGACACAGAUCUAGUGUGCAAGGUCAAACAGGAACUGAACCAACUGGAGAGUUCUGGCAUGGAGCUCUCCGGGACUGUUGAGGCAGACCUAGAACAUGCAGAAGAGCAGGCGGCAGCCAUCGCCAGCGUGCAGCAGCAGGCAGGAACCAUCACCCUGGACCCCACGCUACAGUACCAGCUGAGGGCCGACAAUAAUGUUGGUGAGUGGCUGCUUUCAGGCUGGUACAGGGCUGUCAUCCAGAGCCCGUUCAGCAAUGGUGGGAGCCCCACAGGGGAGACGGCUGACGGCCGGUUCGCAUACUUCCCCACGUCCGUGGCAGCAGGGGACGGCACGGUGGUCACUCAGGCUGGGGACCCGGUCACUGCAGGGGCGGCUCUAGGUCCGGUGGCCACCGGAGGUCAGUUCUAUGUGAUGAUGUCACCACAAGACGUGCUCCAAGGCCAGCGACAGAUCGCCCCUCGAACCUCGUUCUCCCCAAAGAUUGAAGGAGGCCGGUCCACCAGGGAUGACAGGAGGAGAGCCACACAUAAUGAAGUGGAGCGUCGCCGUCGAGACAAGAUCAACAACUGGAUUGUUCAGCUGUCCAAGCUGGUGCCAGACUGUGCCCAGGAGCCCAUCAAGCAGACGCAGGCAAGUAAAGGCGGUAUCCUGUCCAAGGCCUGCGAGUACAUCCAGGAGCUGCGCACCACCAACAACCGGCUGGCCGAGAGCCUCAAGGACUCGGAGCGCCUCAACGUGGACAACGAGUUGCUACGGCAACAGUGUGAGGAGCUGAAGCAGGAAAAUGCUGUCCUGCGCUCACAGCUGCAGCAACACGGCAUUGUGAUAGACAUGGGCCCUACUGCUUCCUAGCUGUGACAUGGCUGGGGGGGGGGGGGGGGGGGGAGAGACACGUUUGUGUGAGAGAGUGAGAGGAGCGGAGGUUUGCAAUCUGCUAUGGAAUUAGAGAAUUGUAAGUGAGGUGUUUGAUGGAUAUGUUACAAAAUGAAGGGGAAGUGGAGGGUGGAUGUUUAGAAGUUCUGACAAGCAAGAGGGUAUGGUGUUUGGAAGAUGUUGCAUUGUUUAGGGGUGGGAUCAUAUUGAGUUGUUCCGUGGAGGAGUCGCAAUGAAAUAAGAGACUUCAAGAUGCUAGGGGGAGGGGAGACAGACAGCAGUGGAUUGACAGUACAUGCUAGGUUUGAAUGUUGAAUUUAUGUUAGGAUUUUAUAAUGGCAUUUCUUACAAAUCGUUUGUUUAUUUGUACAUUGUAAUUGAAUUCAUUUAGUGUUUUUUGUAAGCAAUGAGCCCCCACCGUGUUGUGCUCAGGAUGAAACAGCAAAGCAGAAAGAAAGAGAAGACGUGCACUCACAAAUGCUUUUUCAAUUUGGGACAUAGAUCAGAUGUGACAUGGAGUUUUUAUUGCUCUCUUUUUCAGCUCAGUUUGUUCUCAUGGGCAGAGGGGGCUGUGGGUUUAAUGCAGUACCUCAGGGUCAGCAUUUUGUUACACAAAAUUCUGGGUCAUGGCACAUAAGUAAAUGGGUGGGGGACAGGUUCUUGGACCCCCAUUUUGGUUUAUAUUAUAAUGAGAGUUGAUUAUUCUUGCUCACAUACUUUACAUAAAUGGCGUAGUAUUUUCUAUAUAUAUAUAUAUAUAGAUGUGUAUGUGAUGUAUAUUUUUUACUAACCAGCGGAUUGUACCCACCAAUACAAUGUCAGAGCUGUGUAAAUGCUUGCUAAAUUGUAUCAUUGAGGGAUUAGUAGGAAAGGUUUUUACACACACACCCCCACGUAAUUUGUGGUUGGUUGAGGACUAGGGAGCGGGGUUCGUCACUGGUAGGUCUUUACUUUUUUUUUUCUCUCCUCUGUUGUUUCUUUCUGUUCAUUUU
Molecule: messenger RNA, 2073 nt
Organism: Aplysia californica (California sea hare)
Lineage: Eukaryota; Metazoa; Mollusca; Gastropoda; Aplysiida; Aplysiidae
Product: upstream stimulatory factor 2
Exons: 8
Coding region: 119-1060 (313 amino acids)
Biological process (GO): regulation of transcription by RNA polymerase II
Molecular function (GO): protein dimerization activity; RNA polymerase II cis-regulatory region sequence-specific DNA binding; DNA-binding transcription factor activity, RNA polymerase II-specific
Source: RefSeq, a predicted model, not a curated record